AUGGUAUCCCCUGUCCUCACUGAGAACCUUGAGAUUUCUAUUGAAGAGGCUGAUAAUACGAAAAUUCAAGGAAAACUUGUCCUGGUUGAUCCAGGGAAUGAUUUCUUCCUAUUCAACAACAAUCCACAAGGUAACAAAUCUUUCAAAUGUUACGGAUGUGGAAAGGUUGAACAUUUAAAGAAAAAUUAUCAUAUGAAGCUUUCCAAAGAAAAUCAAGCUUGUGAAGAUGAAGAAGAUAACAAACUCAACCGAGAGCGACGUUUUACUACCGAAUUAGUUAAAGGGACAAACCAAGCACCAACUAACUAUAUCGAUUAUAAGGAAGAAUGGAUCAUUGAUUCCGGUUGUUCAUAUCCCGUGAUCGAAAAUGAUUCAUUAUUUUCGUAG
Molecule: messenger RNA, 387 nt
Organism: Dovyalis caffra
Lineage: Eukaryota; Viridiplantae; Streptophyta; Magnoliopsida; Malpighiales; Salicaceae
Source: the annotation of a GenBank genome assembly